This is a messenger RNA of Penicillium canescens, 447 nucleotides long. RefSeq lists its product as uncharacterized. The transcript has a single exon. The coding region runs from base 1 to 447 and encodes 148 amino acids. NCBI's taxonomy places the organism in Eukaryota, Fungi, Ascomycota, Eurotiomycetes, Eurotiales, Aspergillaceae. The record is from RefSeq and is a predicted model, not a curated record.
AUGCAGUCGAAAGUCACCUGGAUAACAGAUGGUAAUACAAAUGGAGUAGCUAUCUCUCCAGAUGGAAAAUCGCUGUACAUUCCGGAUGCAGGUAUCUCCAAGUUCCGACCUUCGAACAAGAACCCCUACGGCAAACGAAUGUUUUGGGCAUUCGACAUGUCCGGAUCAGGAACAUUACUCACCAACCAGCACAUGUUGGGGAUUCUAUUGACGUAUUACUAUGAUGGGAUCCGCGCAUCAAGGGUAGGCUGGCUAUUUGCAAGUUCCGGUGAUGGAGUGGAUGUGAUUGAUCCGGAGACUGGGUUUGUGCUGGGGAGUGUUCGGGUUGGAAGGGGAUCAAAAGUGGCAGUGAGUCUGGCAUUUAGGGAGCAUGAGAUGUGGAUUGUUGGUAACGGCGGAGUUCGGCAUGUGAAGAAUAUCAAGGCUCGGUUGAAGCGGGAUUGGUAG